CUUACCUUCGUCCGUGUCCGAGUUAAACACUUGAACUCGACGUGGACCGAAACUCAUUUCCCACCUUCCUAAGAGAUAGAUCUCUUAUAAAACGAAGACAAACCCAAAAGUUUCCUUAUUUAGUUUUCUUCGAAUUUUGAGACUUUUACGAGAUGGAGUUAUGGGGUGGGCGCCAUGUGAGUUGUUGGGGUUUAAUGGUUCUGGGUUUGGUUGUGUUUGUUUGUCAAAUGAAUGGGUCGGAGGGUAUAAGAUUUGUAAUUGGCAAGGAAGAAUGUUUCUCUCAUAAUGUUCAGUACGAGGGUGAUACUCUCCAUCUCUCUUUUGUUGUCAUUAAAGCCGAUACACCAUGGAGCUAUGGUGACGAAGGUGUUGAUCUUGUGGUUAAGGGACCUUCUGACGAACAAAUUCAUGACAUACGUGACAAGACAAGUGAAAAGUUUGAGUUUGUGGUUCAAAAGAAAGGCAUUUACCGCUUUUGCUUCACUAACAAGUCCCCUUAUCAAGAAACAAUUGACUUUGAUGUGCAUGUUGGUCACUUUGCAUACUAUGAUCAGCAUGCUAAAGAUGAGCAUUUUGCUCCCUUGCUGGAACAAAUAGCAAAAUUGGAGGAAGCCCUUUACAAUAUCCAGUUUGAACAACACUGGUUAGAGGCGCAAACUGACCGUCAGGCAAUAGUGAAUGAUGCAAUGAGUCGGAGAACAGUGCACAAGGCAUUGUUUGAAUCAGCAGCACUUGUUGGAGCUUGCGUCCUCCAAGUCUUCCUUUUGCAACGCUUGUUUGAGAAGAAACUUGGAACAUCCAGAGUUUAGAUUUGUUAGAGAUGCCCUUCGAUCACUUUUUGUUCACUGUGUAACAUCAUCACACGAAAGCAUAUCUAUUUAUGGUAACAUUACAAAAUGGAAAUCUCACAUUAUUAGCAUUUGUGUCUCUUAUUAUUCCUUCUCACAAUUAUGUCAGGCUGGGAAUAAUGAAAGCUAUUUGCCAUUUAUAACAUAGAUUUUGUUUUUGUGUCA
Molecule: messenger RNA, 1013 nt
Organism: Humulus lupulus (European hop)
Lineage: Eukaryota; Viridiplantae; Streptophyta; Magnoliopsida; Rosales; Cannabaceae
Product: transmembrane emp24 domain-containing protein p24beta2
Exons: 5
Coding region: 153-809 (218 amino acids)
Biological process (GO): endoplasmic reticulum to Golgi vesicle-mediated transport; Golgi organization; intracellular protein transport
Cellular component (GO): endoplasmic reticulum-Golgi intermediate compartment; endoplasmic reticulum; COPII-coated ER to Golgi transport vesicle
Source: RefSeq, a predicted model, not a curated record